GGUGGUAUUUCCGGUAUAACUGAUCAGGGUUGUUCUGAAAGCAAGUCAAUUGGUGCUUUGGAAAGUGAGUGCCAGAGGCUAGUCACUGCUUGGUUUACAGAAGGGAAGGAAGAAAGAGAUACCGAAGCAGAUUCAGUAUAGAAAAGAAGAAAUUGAUACCAUUCAUUCCAGCUUAUUUGAUACCCACUUAAAGUUUCUAUCAAACCAUGUCUUUUUCUUCGAACGUCAAUCUCGUAGGAAUUUAGAUUGGAAGUGUGGUAUUGAAGGGCGAAGCCUUUACUCUUUUACUUGUUUCUUUGAAUAUAAUAUAACAUAGUAUUGACUACGCACUUCGAAAGAUAAUGGUGUAUUCCGAGGAUCAGUCCGUUUUUUAUUGAAUUCGCAAAUUGAUAGAUCUGGAUGAUUAAAAGAAUGAUUCUUCCCUGGGUAUUUCCCCGCUACCAUUAUGGAAAUUGGAGCUUUUCAAUUCCAUUUUGGAGAUGCUCGUAACGAUUUUUUUCUUUUGGGUGGGCAAGAAAAGGAUUUGACUCUUGAAGAUAUCAACUCAUACGCCUGCUCCAUACAUUAAAAAACAUUUUGGGUACUUUCUAUUAGAAUGGAUAAAUAGAAAUGGGUACAUUCCUCUUUCUCUUUCCUGGCCAAACUACCAAAAAAAAAGAAGAGAGAGAGCUGUAAGAGCGGUAAAAGCAAGCUCGGUGGCCCGGUUCACUACAGGUUGAUGUAUCCUUUUGAAAGAAAAGUCAAUCUCUCUAAAAAAUAAGCACUUCAACAAGUCAGGGCCCUUUUUUAUACAACUCCUAUGCGUAAUUGAUAGCUUUUUGGUAUUCUCCAUAUAUACUACUAGGUACGAAAUAACAGGAAAGAUAGAAAUAGUGACUUUGGCUUCAAAUAGAGAGCAGCUUAAAGGGAAGGAGGACAGCUCUGAAAAAAUAACUGAACACUGGCUAGGAACUGGGCUGCACUAAGCCCGGCACUUUUUGGGCUUCUUCAUGAAUCUCGUUUUCAGGUAAGGUCAGACUUAUUGAAUAUAUAUCUGAAAGAAAGCAAAGGAAUGAAUCGUUUUUCCAAUUACCUUCUCUCGAAAACCAUAGAUCUUCUGGUUACCAUUGACUAUCCGGCACUUUCGUCUGUAGAGCGAAGCAAGAAAUUGCAUGGAAGGGCUUGCCCUGCUAAUAUCAGCCUUGUUUGGAACAAUAGAUGCAAUCCAUUUCAGUGUAUGUCACUGAGUUCACCAUUGCAGUUGAGACGUCAGGCAAUUGAGCGUUCCCUAGAGUUUGGUUCAAAGGCUAAGGACUCCCCGCCGCCUUCAUAAGGGCACUAAGGCGGAGCACGGAAAAGAAAAUGGGGCACCCAUGUUUUACCAGUCCCGGAUCUCAGGGCCGUUUUGCACAUGAACGAAAUCGAAUUUCAUUGCGGGAAAUUUGGAUUUCAUGAGGGAGGAAAAGGCAAGGCGGAGGGUGGAGAGUCGUACAAUGCAUUGGUGGGAUGAAGGUGCUAGCUUGGCUGAGAUAGGAAGUUUCGAUGUGUAUGUAGAUUUGGUUCUAGUGCCCCCACCCUUUUCGAGAUCUGUCAGGAUUUAAAAGAUGUUAUAGUGUAAACUAUAGAGAAAUGGAAUGAAUGAAAUGUAUCUAAGAAGAAAGGAAGCCAUGCUCCAUCCUGUUUAUAAAAAGAACAUCACCUCCCUUCCCUUUUUGGUUAGAUACCGCUCCGUUAGGUACUAAUGCUUCUACCUAUCACCCUCCGGGUGAGUUUGAGAGCUGUGUUUUUUCCAACGUUAAUAGCAUUCCGCGAGAAAAGAGAAAAGUCAUCUACUGAUGUUGUCAGCGGAGUCCCUCGUCCAUCCAUGUAUGAAUAGCGGUAUCCCCCAUUUUGGACAGUGAUGAGGUAGUCGACGCAAUUUGCAUGUGUAUUUGCGUUCGGCUUUGCUACUUUCCUUCUAGACUAUAAAAGAAUGUCCGCGGAAGGGAAUAGUCUACGUGGCCCGGGCCCGGGGUAGUCUUUCAAUUCCUUUAUCGGGUGGGAGAGUUUAGAACCUGUUAAGCCAAUAGCUGCAGCUUUAGUCACACUAGCUACAUCAGUGGAUCAUGGAUUUAGCAUACCACCUCAGAAUAGUCUACGUGGCCCCUACUUUUAUUUUACUACUUUUUUUUCCAGUAAUGCAGACAGCCCUUUUUAAAGCGCUAGGCCGGGCAGUUGGUACGAAAACAGAACCAUUAGUGGAGUAAGAUCCCGAUCAAAGCAGAGCGGUCUAAUCGAAAUAAUCAUAUCUAAGAGCAGGCAGGCACACGACUGGAUAUCAAAGGUGGGGCUCCCCUCCUCUACUCUACUCUACUCUACUAAAUGAAAUGAAAUAGUAUUUGUAUUUGGGUCGUCUUUGUGUUCGAUUCGAAUAGAAGCGCCAUUGUCAUCCGCUGCAGUUCUUCAUAGUCCGUCCUAGUAAGCUGGUAGGUUGGUGGAUGUGAACAUAAACUCCUCAUAUUUCCUACUGUUGCUUCCUGUAUAAAGGAAGAGUUGUCAGACAAUGAUACUCUUUCCAAAUCUGCAAUCUUCGUCGUUGUAAUGCCUCAGUCAUCAAUAGUAGAUAGUUGCUCAACUAUGCAAUAAGGAUUUUCCUCUCCUCACAGAUUGGAGGACUUUCACUUGACUCACUAGUGGGUUUUGCCUCGGGAAACAAGAAUAUGGAUUUGAGCAAGUCUGUUUUCCCAUGGGCCUACUACCUGCUAUUUUCAAAGCGUAGAGGACCCGCCUUUCUGAUCAAAGUAUGCUUCCCUUAUGGGCGAAACCACUGAAUCGGACGGAUCCUUUUUUCUUGGAUUGACCAGGCCAGCUUCUCCACCCAAUUCUUUUCUUACGAGACGAGAUAGGCACAGUGUCAGGGUCAUGUGAUGUGAAUGGUUUGUUUGAUCUGUUUCUUGUCCCUAUGGGUUCGAUUGGCAAUCAGGAUAUCGGUCGCUUGGCACUAGUCGAAUAGGCGAUUCAGUCGUGAUAGUGCCAUCCCUUGCCCCUUGGAGUGAGUUGAAAGCACUCUUCCAGCUCUUGAUUCGCGGAAUUCAUUACGAAGCAAGAUUUCAUUUCAUUUCCAUUUACGUCAUUAGCAAAACAAGCAAGAUUCACCUCAGGAUACGACGAAUUCUGGAACACUUCCUUGAUUGAUAUAUGCAUUUUCUAGAGCAGGCACCAUUGACUGCUUCUUCAACGUCUAUACUAUACGAGACGAGACGAGUUAUUGUACGAGUCAAGCUUGCUCCAGACCAAGCUCACUUUACACGGGCUUAGAACUCAACCUGACCCAACAAGAAAACGGAUAGACGCAGCGCAACGGCUUGAUAGCCUGACUCAGCAAGAGGCGAGGAUGCACGUGACUAACUAAAACAGCUUUCGCGCUAUCAACUUCUUUGAUCGAACCUGGCCUGGCGAUUGAAGCAUUCGAGAUAUAGAAGAAACUGCCCAAGUCAACCGGAUAUUCCAAAGCAAGGGUUAUGAAUCAAAAGAGAAGUGCCAGCUGGAUCUCUGGUUCAAAGUUCAGGGCAUGGAAUUGAUUCGUAUGCUCGUUCUCUCGCUGAGCAGAACCAUCUCUGUCUGAGAAGACCCAGUCUCCCAGUGUUUCUAGAAAAGGAAAUCCCAUUCGUCAACCUAAAUGGAAGGGCAGGUAAGGGAAGGCCAGCAGGAAAUUCAGUAAGUAAGGUAUCUCAGUGCCAGUGCUCUCCGGUUUCAAGUUGAUGCGGGCAGUCGUGGGGACAGGCAAAGCUGGGAUGCCUUACUAGCAGGAAUGAAAAGGUAUGUAUGAACCAACAAAGGUCAAGUAGACGAACACAUAUCCACUCCACUAGAGAAAGCGUCGAACCAGGGAAGAAUGAAUGGUUAGAACCAGUCAAGGGUGCCGUACUCAUGCCUACGGGGAAAGAGACUGAUCCGUAUCUGAUACGCCUUCACUUCUUUCGAGCUUCUUAUUCGAUUUCUUAAAUGACUUCUUCGGGCCUUACCCUAGACUACCUUCACUUAACUUAAUGCAGAAGCCAGAGUUCGAGGAAAGCGGUAGUUGGUUAUUUCGGGAUGAAUUUCUAUUUCUAAAAUGUGGAUGAACAUAAAUGGACGGAAACGAGAAAAAUGCAUAAUUCAUAUAAGUUCAUUCGAAAGAAUGAGGAUUCAUGAUGUCUCUUCCCAACCAUUCUUCCUGAGGAAGGCACCUCCGAUCGAGUCCUUAGCGCCAUGGAUAUUCUUCGCAGUGCCUUUGGAUGCUUCUCAGAAACCGCCUCUUUCCACUGGCUAUAUGAAAUUCCAAAUGAGACUUCCCUGCGUCGCCAAAGGAAUGGGAAACUUCUUGGUUCGAAACCUUUGAUCCUAUGCCGCCUGUCUGAAAAUAAAUAUAAGCAAGGCACCUAUGACUACGAAUCCGAAGGCCAAGCAUGCGGAUUUGACAUGGUUUCCCACUUUUCUCAGAGUCACUGGGCAAUAGAAAAGUAUACAAGCACAUUUCCAAUCUACAUAAAGAUACCAACCAGGUAUCUACUUCAAAGACAGGGCGUCGGCGAUCCUCUACUAUUAAGAGACAGAUAACAAUGGUGCCGACAGAGAUGGACAGAACUGCAGAGAAUACCUCUCCGGAGAAGUCCUUACAUGUCUCAAACUAAAUAAAUCCAACCAAUAGUGAAACUGAAACAAAAAACACGUCUCUUACACACGAGAGACACUGUUGAGUCUCUCUAUACUAUUUUCAGUAUAGAGUCGGGGUACACUCAACAAAGAAAAAUCCCGAACAAGAACAAAGAAUGGAAGAUAUUAUGAGCACGAUUCGCAUAUUGUUGCCCUUGCGUAAGCAGAUUACCGGAUAUUUUGACAAACCGAGCCUUUCUCUUAAUCGAGAUUCUACUAAUGAGUUCUUAAGCACCUUUCUAAAAACUUACAUCGAGGAUAUUCAUGAUUUCCAUUUCAUCGAUGAAGAUCCUAUAGAUCGGGGAGAAUCCUCUUUAUCAUUAGACAAUAAGAAUACAACUUAUUACGAGGCUGAUGCAAGUGAUGAAGAAAUGGAUAUAACAGAUGGGAUAGAGGGAAUCAUAGGGGGUACUAAUCGAGGCCACAACGGUGGUGGCGACGGUGAAGCUCUAUUCAUUCAAAUAAGCAGGUUACUUAUGAAAUAUAUAAAGUAUUAUAUACUCAACAUAACACAUACCUAUGAUGCCAUGCCUUGGUGGGUAAGCGGGAUACCAUGGUGGAUGGCUGAGAGUAUCCUCACACUCUUAUCGUUAGUAUGUAUACAUUCUAUACUUCAAUUUAAUCCUCUUAUCUAUAAGGGCAAUCGAUGUGAUAUUAUUUAUAAGGUGCCGGAUAUUACAUUAAUAGGAAUAACCAACCAUAUAACAAAGGAACCAAUUAAACAGCUACAAUGGCUCUAUUCUCUGACACCUGAUAACUAUCCUACUAAAUGGAUCUAUAGACUAAGAAAUCUCUUUAGUUAUGAUGAGAAUAUUCCAUAUAGGAUAGGAUUUCUAAGAAUAAAGUGUUCUUUAGGCUUACGGAGUAUAAAAGGCUUAGUAUUAAGUGAUUCUGUAUUAUAUCAAUAUGCCCAUUUGGGAGCUGGCCUCAAAUCUCUCAUUCCGCAAUCUAGAGUAGCCAUUUUCAUGCAAGUUGCAACUCGUCAUUUUGAUGAAAGGCAUCGUAAGUAUCUCUACGGUUUCUUUAAUAUACUUGUGUAUUCUGGCGUAGGAUUAGUUGUUUGGUACUAUAUCACACCACACCUUAUACCUGAUUUAGGAUUCUUCCGCGGGGUAAACCUAGAUUCUUUUAAGGACCCAGCUUCGGUUGUUGAUGGGUACAAGAGGGUUUCGUACAUAUUUACAAAAGACGUCGUUAAGACUGUGUUAAGAACUUGUCGAAAUGAUACUUUUUUUCACAAUUUACUAAAUGAGGAAUCAAUCCAAUUUUUUGAUAACGAAAUUAUCAGCAUAACCGAUUUGAAUUCAAACAGACACCUUAAUCUAGAUCACUUCGAGGAGGUUGAAGCUAACAAGCUAGAUCUAGUAGCGUGUAUUGCAGUAGGUAUUAUGAGUGCUACCUUUAUAGCUACCAAUCUUCUUCCUCCUGGUACUACUACGAUAGUCCAAUGAAUAAGGAGA
Molecule: messenger RNA, 6113 nt
Organism: Zea mays
Lineage: Eukaryota; Viridiplantae; Streptophyta; Magnoliopsida; Poales; Poaceae
Exons: 1
Coding region: 4770-6104 (444 amino acids)
Source: RefSeq, a predicted model, not a curated record